UCCACCAACACGCCUUCCCAUGAGGAAGCUGAGUCUGGGUUCUCUGAGGUGGCCUCUUCUAUUUCUGGGGUUGAGGUCACUGAGAUGGUUAAAAAGCUCCUUGGUGGCCGAGCCCCAGGGGUGGAUGAGAUUUUCCCAAAGUUCCUAAAGCUUCUGGAUGUUGUGGCUCUGUCCUGGUUAACACACCUCUGCAACAUCGCAUGGACAUUGGGGCUAGUGCCUCUGGAUUGGCAGACUGGGGUGGUGGUCCCCUUUUUAAGAGAGGGGACCGGAGGGUGUAUUCCAACUAUAGGGGAUCACACUCCUCAGCCUCCCUGGUAAGGUCUAUUCAGGGAUGCUGGAAAGGAGGUCCAUCAGGAAAUUGAAUCUCAAAUUCAGGAGGAGCAAUGUGGUUUUUGCCCUGGCCAUUGAAGAGUGGACCACCUCUACACCCUCAGCAGGAUUCUCGAGGAUGCAAGGGAGUUCGACUAACCAGUCUACAUGUGUUUUGUGGACAUGGAGAUGGCAUUCGACCGUGUCCCCCGGGGAGUCUUGUGGGGUGCUCCUCAGGUCUAUGGGGUACCAAACCCCCUGAUACGGGCUGUUCGGUCCCGGUACAAACGGUGUCAGAGUUUGGUCCGCAUUGCUGGCAAUAAGUUGGACUUGUUUCCAGUGAGAGUUGGACACAGAUUUGUUCAUAAUCUUUAUGGACAGAAUCUCUAGGAGCAGCCGAGGCAUCGAGUGUGUCUGGUGUUGUGCCCCAAUCAUCGCAUCACUGCUAUCAGCAGAUGAUGUGGUUCUGUUGGCUUCAUCAAGCCGUGAUCUCCAACUCUCACUGGAGCGGUUCGCAGCAAGUGUGAAGCAACUGGGAUGAAAAUCAGCCCAUCCAAAUCUGAGACCAUGGUCCUCAGUCGGAAAAGGGUGGCAUGCUCUCUCCGUGUCGAGAUGAGAUCCUGCCCCAAGUGGAGAAUUCAAGUAGCUUGGGGUCCUGUUCACGAGUGAGGGAAAAAUGGAGCGGGAGAUCGACAGAUGGAUCAGUGCAGUGUCUGCAAUUAUGCGGACUUUGUAUCAGUCCGUUGUGGUAAAGAGGGAGCUAAGUCGAAAGGGGAAGCUCUCAAUUUACCAGUCGAUCUACGUUCCUACUCUCACCAUAACGAAUACCAUGUUGAAGCAUAAGGCUGUACAUGAAUUCACUUAACACCAGGACACCCUAGGUCGCAGUUCAAUGAUUGACUUUGUGGUCGUGUCAUCGGUCCUGCACCUGAAUAUCUGGACUCUCGGGUUAAUAGAGCGGUGGAGCGAUCAACUGAUCACCACUUGGUGCUGAGUUGGCUCCAAUGGCGGUGGAAGAGGCCAGUCUGACGUGGCAGGCCCAAACCUACUGUCAGGGUCUCCUGGGAACAUCUAGCAGAAUCCAUUGUCCAUUGACUGGAACUGUGGUCCUAAUGUGGUUAGUGCCUGUUUUGGCCCCUUAGUGGACAGCAAUUGUGAACGAUCAUGUCAAGGUGAAGUUGUUCUAUUGGGCAUUUUAGCAUGUGGGACUCCUGAAUGUCCAUGAGGAAGCAUAGUCUGGAGUCCUUAAGGUGGGCUCCCUUAUCUCUUGGGUUGAGUUCCUUCAGGCUCUGGAUGCUGUGGGGCUGUCUUGGUUGACACAAUUCUGCAACACUCCUCAAGGGGAUGACACUCCUCUGCCUUGGUGAACUUGGUGGAGGCAUUUGAACGUGCUCCUCUGCGAUUCCUGUGGGGAGUGCUUUGAGAGUAUGGGAUACCAGUACUAUGGGUUGCUUGGUCCCUGUCCGACCUUUGUAUCGAUUUAUUCCACAUUGCCGGCAGUAAAUCGGAAUUGUUUCCAAUAAGUGUAUCACGUCCCAUUGGAACCGGAGUAGGACCCAAAUGCAGAACUCGGACGAUGCAAGGUAAUUCAGGGAGAAACGUUUAUUAUUCCGAGGUUGGGGAUCGAGCAGGCAGUCAGGUGCAGCAGCGGUAGUUGGGACGUUGGGCGAAGAGAGCAGGUGAGCGGGAAGGCAGGAGUCGGUACACAGGAGAACGAUCAAAGCAGGCAGAAGUGUCAAAUGAGUCAGGCUUACGGGGUUGGUCGGAGAACAGGCGAAGGUCGGUACACACGGGUUGUCGAUCAGGGAUACGGGAGUGCUCGAACGGGACAUGAAGCUCAACGAACUGGCGCGGGCCAGUCAUUAUCGGGGUCAUAUAAAUAUACCGGAUAAUCAGCCCGCAUGAGGCGCAGGUGUGCACCUCCCAAUCAGCGCAACCGCACUGGCACCCGCACAGCCCGGGUUGGAGUGGCAGGAUCAUGACAGUACCCCCCCUCAAAGGCACGGCUCCCAGACGUGCCUAAACGAAGGAAACAGACAAUAAUUAACACAGGCAGGGAUGGGCGGAAGGGGGGUCCGGAGGAGGGCACGCCCCCCCCCCCGAACCCCAGUCUGGUGGCCAUCCAGGCCACCAAAUGCAAGGCGUCCGGGUGGACAGGUCAGGAGGACAACCCGGACGCCAAGCACCAGGGUCCCCACGGGGCGAUUCGGGAGGACGACCUCUGUGAGGAACCAAACGACGAAGCAGGAACCAGGCCGAGGCAGGCAACUGCUCCGGACGAGAACCUCCCACGCCGUGGUUGCGAGACGACCAGGGACUGGUCGCCACCGAGGCUUGGUCAGGAGGCAGCCGUGGAUUGGUCACCAACGAGGCCAGGUCCUGAAGCAGCUGGGAGCCCUCAGGAGCAAAGAGGAUGAUGGAGAGAAGGACCAGAGCCAUGACCGCCACCAUCACAGCCAUCCCGAAGUCUCUCCAGCUCCGGGGUGGCUCCACAGAACUCCCCAGCUCCUCCUGGACAGGAACGUGAGAAGGCGGCAACACCAUCGCCACCUCCUGGACAGCAACGUGAGAAGGCGGCGCCAGUGCCACCUCCUCCUGGACAGGAACGUGAGAAGGCGGCGCCAGUGCCACCUCCUCUUGGACAGGAACGUGAGAAGGAGGUGGCACCAUCGCCACCUCCUGGCCGGGAACAUAUGGACGUGCCCGUCGCCGUCAGAGCAGGAACAGGGGACGACCGCGGACCGGUCGCCGACAAAGCAAGAACGGGGAGCGACCGCGGACCGGUCGCCACUGGUACUCCAGGGCACAGACAAGAAGCGGCUGUGGAGACGUCGCCACCUCCUGGACAGCAACGUGAGGCAGCAUCAGAGCACCACAGAGAGAUUUUGGACCUCAACACGAGCUGUACAGAAGAGGGCUCAGCAAACAGCCAUGAGGGGAGCAUUUACUGAGAGUGAUGGAGGAAGAGAGGAUAGGGUCAAGUCUGACAGUUUGGGGGCAGUUUUGGAGAAAGUCCAUAAUCCAGGAGCAGAGCUGUGUGUGAAGACCAAGGUGAAGCAGUUUUCUAUUCAAAAUGUGUGGUUUCAUGGUAUUAAAUCCAGAGCCGUAAUCGACGAAGAGCAUCUGGACAUAUGAGUUCUUGUUUUCUAGGUGUUCCAGCACUGAGUGGAGAAUGAUGGUGAUCGCAUCCUCCACUGACCUCUUUUCCAUGUGGCCGAAUGGAAAGGGGUCUAAGAUCCGGGGUAAUCCAUUAUUUACAGUAUGUGCUUUAGUAUGAGGCUCCCAAGACAUUUUGUGAAAGUGGGGGUGAGAGCAAUAAGUUUGCAGUCAUUUAAACAAUUUACAGCAUACUUUUUUGGGAAUAGGCAUUAUGAUAUCUGAUUAGCGGCAGGGUAGGACAGCGGCUUGUAACAAAGAAAGAUUGAGGAUUUUUGUGAACACCAGGGCAAGCUCAAAAGCACGGGCUUUGAGUACCUUCCCAAGUACUCAAACUACGAGCUGUCUUCCUUUGAUUCACAGAUCUGAAUACUUGUCUCAUCUCAUACACCUGUACAGACUGUACCUGGAUGUGAGUGUCAGGAAGAGAUUUAUUUGGUGAUGUUCCCAUCUCUGAUGUUCUGGUCUUUUCCUCAAAGUGUGCAAAAAAUCAGUUUAGCUCAUCUGCCAGUGAUGCUUUGGUGUUGGAAAUGAUGGGUGACCUCCCCUUGAAAUUGAGUUGCUGCACUCCCUGCCUGUUGUUGGUGGUAGUAAUUUUCCUUUUGUAGGUGCGUUUGGCCUCUUUAAUCCCCCUUUUCGGGUCAGUGUCACGACCGGGGCUCGAGGGCGGACCCAAAUGCACGACUCCAGAGGCAAGCAGGUAGAGUACAGAAAGCCUUUAUUCGGUCCGUGGUCGAUGAUCAGCGAGUCAGUCUGGAAAAGCAGCAGUAUCAGAAGAGGGAGGCUUACUAGGAUGGUCAGGGAACAGGCCAGGGUCGGUACACGGUAGGUCAGGUAUACGGGAGUGCGGGAACGAGGCAUGGGAAUCAACGAUCUGGCAGAGGACUAGUUGUCCCACGUGUCCUAUAAGUACGGGGUGUAAUCAGCUGAAACAGGAUGCAGGUGUGUGCCGACUAAUUGGCUGGCCACGCCCAGCCUGGGCAGGAUGCCAGGAGCAUGACAGUCAGCUCUUGCGACUGCAUGAAAGACCCUGUCACCUGACUUGAAAGCGAUAUCAGAAUCUCUGAGAAGAUUCCAGGUGUGUCAGGUCAUCCGUGGUUGCUGAUAACGACAAACUUGGAUGUUUCUAUGAUUGUUCCAUAUUCUGUUCAACUUUAGAUACAGAAUAGCACCAUAUAUGUGAAUUCCUCAAGGCCAACAUGUUCAAAUAAAUCCCAACUUGUCUCAGCAAAACAUUUUUGCAAUUGAGGGAGACCAUCUCCAGUUCAGAUCUUAAUGUUUUUUUUUUUUUUUUUUUUUUUUUUCAUAAAACCCCAGUCCCCAAGAUUGAUGGAUGGGUCUAUAUAUUGAGAUUUUUUAAAUUGCUUAACUUUGCAUACUUUCCUGUGUCUCAUAUAUUAUAGGUGUCGGACAACUCACUGGAUUCUCAAAACAACGGGAUUUAUUGCAGCCAGCCGUCACAUCAAAACCAUGACGCCAUUAUGAAGUCCAGUGACUUGGGAGCUGAUUCAAAUGAAUAUUACAGCUGCUAGUGACAGGGCCUGAAGCAGUGGUGUGUUUUUUAAAGCCCAAAUGUCAUCCCUAUAAACAUUUUAAAAUAGAUGUUGUAAUGAAAAAUACAUAUAACAUGAUUCACUUCACUGUCUAUACGUCGUCCAAAAGUUGCAGAAGUGUUAUUCUACGAUAUCCAAGAGGUUGCCAUAUUGGCUGCAUCCUCCGUCUGUGACGUCACCCGGACAUUCGCCAAUGAAAACAUGGUGCACCCUAACUAUUGGAGACAAACGCACCCCUUCUGACAUGGAAGCUCUUUUCGAAAAGGAGAAGACCACACAAUCGAGUGAAGUUACCGGGGCAAUAUUAGACUAUUGUUUCGAGCCCUCAGGGCUAUAUUACACUAUUGUUUCGAGCCAUAUUCAGAUGAUAUACGAUCAUGGCCAAACCGCAUCCCCGUCUGAUCCAUUUCCGCGGCGGAGAUGAGCCAUCGCGGCUCUUCGCAGCCGGCCGGUUUGGCUUAUGACAGAGCCGAGCGAUGCUGCUGUAGGGGGUUGUUAAAGACGUCGCAGUACGCGAUGAACAACACAGUCGAGCCGGGGCACUUCACUGCGCGGAUGUGGCUGAGUGAGGCAUUCUCGGCUGGGUUCUUCAGAGCUGCCCCCGUCCGCAAAGCCCGUCGCCCAGCCUUCCCAGAAGCCGUGACCGCUGAACGCGGCGCCUCAGCUGGUGUGGCUGAUUUCCGGUGCCGUGGUGGCAUAUAAUGGAGCCGAGCCGUGCUGCUUUAGGGGGUUGUUCAUAGACACCGCAGUACGUGAUGAACAACACAGUCGAGCCGAGGCGCUUUACUGUAUGCACGUGGCUGAGUGCGGCAUUCUCGGCUGGGUUCUUCAGAGCCGCUGCCGUCCGCGAGCCUUAAGCGUAGCUAUCUCUGGCGAAGCGACACAGCAACCCGACGCCGUCCGACACGCACAUCGACAUAUUUCUUAUGCGGAUCUUUUGUUACGUUAUGAGAGACCGACAUGGUCCGCCCCAAACUAUUAUUUUUUUAGUAGCUGUAUACACACCUACCUGUUCUUUGGAACCCACGAAGCUCUCGUCCUCUGCACCCGUGCAAUCCAUUUUUAACGACGAACCGGGUCUGUUGCAAACUUAUGAAGGGUAAAUCCAUUCUCCCGAGCGUUCAAGCAAUGUCCAGCAAUGCAAUAAGCCGACAUUUUGGCUAACACGAAGGAACAAUGAGGUACCUUCCCGGAGGUAAAACUAAUAGAAACAAACGAGUCCACUUGGAGGCACCUUUGUCCUUUAUGUCACUUCCUGCUUCUUCUCGAAAACAAAUCCCUCAGGAGGAUUUUCAUGGCAGGAGUUACAAAAAGCUGUAUCCGUCAAACGUCAUCAUGUUUUAUGGUGAAAUAACGCAUGGGCCCAUAUUGUCUGCCGUUUUUUCAUGAAUAACAUACUAAAAAAUCAUACAUUUCAUGACAGUAGCCCUUUUAGUAUACAUAAAAAAUGUGUUUUGAAAAUACACAAGAAUGUUUGCAUGUGAAAGCUAGUCUGUUUUCCAUGAAUAUGAAUCAUUGUUGGUAAAAAAAAAAAAUCUUAUUUUGGAUUUGGAUUAUAUAAUUCCAUUUAUCCUUAUCUUUAAAGUGAUUGUAUGAUCAUGUAAUAGACUAUGUGAUAGUGAUUACUGUUACUCCUGUAUUAAACAUCAAAUACAUUGUGACCUUCGUGCCUUUAUAUAAUGUCAAUACAGUUACCUCAAAACAUUUUUCAUAUGGAUUAGGUCUUGGAUUACAUAGAGCGCACAUCAAUGAAAAACAAAUGAAAGAACAUUGAGCACAUUGAGAUUAAUGUAAGGGAAUACAAUUUAAAUUUGGAGAUGAUGGAGAUUACUUUUAAUUGUAAUAAUGCAGAAGUUAAUGGAUUUACUUUUUCAAUUCAUAUUGACAUAUAUUAGGAGGUCCAAAUCAAAUUAUUGUUCAAAAAGGUGGAUUGUGGGGCAAUUUGUAAUGGGAAAGUGGCUUGGGUGGGGAGGCUUGCUUUGUAUUUUUAAUUUACCUGUUUUACUUAUAACUAGUACUAUAAUGCUCCUAUUGUCAAACUCAAGGCUGAGGUGUCUCACGUACGCAGAUCGUCGGGGGGUGGGGUGGGGGGGGGGCUAUCCUGUGUCAAGCUGCCAGCAGGACAGGAGGAAAGAAAAACAACACACGCCAAAAUCCCCAAGGCCACCCCGCCUGACAAACUGCCAGCAGGACAGGAAGACAGAAAACAAAACUGGAUUCAAUUAAAUAAAAAUUCAAAGAGAAUUUGAAUUACGCAUGUUUAAAAAAAAACACAAAUUUAAACAUUCCCAACUUUGUUUCACUCACACACAAAAAAUCAAUUGUUUAAACUUUGGACAUCGCAGAUCAAUGGCUUAUUGUUCUACAAGAUUUCAUACUGUUUAAAGUCAAAUCCAGCAAACAAUUCUCACAGUUGCUCGGAAAUUGAAAGGAACACUGGACUAGGAGAAGAACACAAUAGGGUGAGUACAGUUCUGGGUCAUAGGAUAAUGGUAUCGUAUCACAAAAACUGGAAGUAUGAGUACAGUAAGGCAAAGAUCCGUCAAUAUUUAGGUGAAGGCUAUAGAAAUUGAGAGGCUCUAAAUGCAGUAAUUACUGCUGCUUGAAGAUAGGUGUGCUGCACAAGUGACCCUGAUUGCUCAGGAAACAGCGAGGGAGAGGUAGAGACAAGGCACCCAAUCUCAAAGAGAGGAACUGAACGACAGGGAUCAUGACAGAAAAAGGUAUUUUCAUUUCUUUCCUGGCCCCACUCAUAUAUUUUGUUCAAGUCAGCAUGGAAGGGGUCAUGUGUCAGUUUAAAAAGUAGGGAGGUUUUUUUUGUUUUUGUUUUUGUUUUUUCUUGUUUUGCGCUCAGGAGUACAAAAGGUAAGCAAAGCAAAGCAAAUUUAGAGCAUUUUAGGCACGGUGGAGCAGAUGGAAAGCAUUGGCCUCACAGUUCUGAGGUCCCGGGUUCAAUCCCGGACCCAACUGUGUGGAAUUUGCAUGUUCUCCCCGUGCCUGGGUGGGUUUUCGCCGGGCACUCCGGUUUCCUCCCACAUCCCAAAAACAUGCAACAUUAAUUGGACACUCUAAAUUGUCUCCAGACCUUAUCCCAGUUGAAACUUUGGAGGGAGCUGAAACUCCGUGUUUCUCAGCCACUCCCCAGAAACCCGUCCGAUCUAGAGAAGAUCUGUGUGGAGGAGUGGGCCAAAACCCCUCCUGCAGUGUGUGCAAACCUGGUGAACAACUACAGGAAACGUUUCACCUCGGGAAUUGAAAUCAAAGGCUACUUUACAAAAUAUUAAUAUUGUUUUUCUCAGUUAUUCAAAUACUUUUUUGCAGCUGUAUCACAUAAAUAAAUCGUUAAAAAAUCAUACCUUGUGAUUUCUGGAUUUUUCUUUUUAGAUUAUCUCUCACGGAGUGGACGUGCACCUAUGAUGAAAAUUUCCGACCCGUCCAUGAUUUCUAAGUGGGAGAACUUAUAUAGCAGGGUGUUGAAAUACUUUUUUUAUUAUCUGGUAAAGCGUUGGGUUCACAGUUCUGAGGUCCCAGGUUCAAUUCUGGACCCACCUGUGUGGAGUUUGCAUGUUCUCCCCGUGCCUCCGUGGGUUUUCUCUGGGCACUCCGGUUUGCUCCCACAUUCCAAAAACAUGCAACAUUGAUUGGACACUCUAAACAGCCCUGAGGUGUGAUUGUGAGUGCAGCUGUUUGUCUCCAUUUGCCCUUCGAUUGGCUGGCAACCAGUUCAGGGUGUACCCCCGCCUCCUGCCCGUUGACAGCCGGGAUAGGUUCCACCAGUUCCCCGCUACCCUCUUGAGGAUAAGCGGCAAAAGAAAAGGCAUGUGUAUAUAUAUAUAUAUAUAUAUAUAUAUAUA
Molecule: messenger RNA, 8875 nt
Organism: Syngnathoides biaculeatus (alligator pipefish)
Lineage: Eukaryota; Metazoa; Chordata; Actinopteri; Syngnathiformes; Syngnathidae
Product: P2X purinoceptor 3-like
Exons: 3
Coding region: 2371-3447 (358 amino acids)
Biological process (GO): monoatomic cation transmembrane transport; response to ATP
Cellular component (GO): nuclear inner membrane; plasma membrane
Molecular function (GO): extracellularly ATP-gated monoatomic cation channel activity; purinergic nucleotide receptor activity; ATP binding
Source: RefSeq, a predicted model, not a curated record